CUAACGGUGCUACUGUGAGAAGAGGAGUCGGAUGGUUUGUGGCUUUCUAAAGUCCUCUAGUACUUGUGAUUAAAGCCCAGGCAAAACUCUCUUCCCAGGCUGUCUCUCCCAUUCGAAUGGCUCUUGAAAGCUGAGCUGCGGCCUUCCUGGUGAGAAUGGAUCCAACCUCGCUGCUUCCACUUGUUCUUACCCCGGACCCGCGCGGGUUUAACCAAGGGGCAGCAGAGCCCGGCGAGCUUCCUGUGGAUCCCUGCAGCCUCCUUUCUGAAAGACACUAUGAGGUGGUGCCUUGUGUGAUCUGCGCUCUCUGCUGUGUUUUUGGCGUGGUUUACUGCUGUUUUGGUUAUCGCUGCUUCAAAGCCAUCAUGUUCCUCUCGGGCCUGCUCUUUGGCUCAGCUGUGAUCUUCCUGCUUUGCUACAAGGAACGCAUCUUGGACACGCAGCUGAGCCUGGAGGUGAGCGCCGGCAUUGCCCUGGGCAUCGGAGUCCUGUGCGGCCUCGUCACCAUGCUGGUGCACUCAGUUGGACUGUUCCUGACGGGGCUUCUGCUUGGCAUGCUGGUGGCCACAGCUGGGCUGGUGGCUACCGAGCCCCUGUACGCACUGCCCAGCGCGUGGGUCCCUGCCGGAUCUCUUCUGGGCUCGGCACUCCUGGGCGCGGUGAUGGCCUUGCGCUGGCAGAAGGCCCUCACGGUGAUCUCCACAGCCGUGUUCGGGGGCGCCGUGCUCACCCUCUGCUUGGACUAUGCGGUUGAGAACCUGGCCCUGGGCCGCCACAUCUAUGAGCGCCUCCGCCUGGCACCGCCUUCCCCGUUCUGCUGGUGCGGCUGGGCCGUGCUGGCCACCUGGCCUGUCCUCGCCCUGAUGGGGGUGCUGCUGCAGUGGAAGGUGACCGCCGAAGGCUUCUCCCACACUGAUGUGAUCCUGAAUCGGCGCCAGAAACAGCUGCAGCUGUUACGGAUCCGGCAGCGUGAAGCCAAGAAGAGGCAGAGCCAGGCUCCCCAGGAGGGCUCGUACCGGCACAAGCCCAGCGCUGUCAAGCGCUGUGCAGGAGAUGUCCUUGCGCCAAGUUACAUCCAGAGCCUGCGUGACCGCCAGCAGCUGAGAAGUGGCACCUCCUUGAGCAACCUGAGCAGCAGUGCUCACACCGCUGUGGACCUGGACUACGACUGUGGCUCCACCGUCCCCCUCACCACGCCCCGCGGGUGCCUCUGA
Varanus komodoensis (Komodo dragon) is the source of this 1214-nucleotide messenger RNA. Its product is annotated as transmembrane protein 198-like. Lineage: Eukaryota; Metazoa; Chordata; Lepidosauria; Squamata; Varanidae. Gene Ontology annotation, cellular component: vesicle membrane; plasma membrane. The coding region runs from base 156 to 1214 and encodes 352 amino acids. The record is from RefSeq and is a predicted model, not a curated record. The transcript has 4 exons.